Solanum verrucosum is the source of this 1453-nucleotide messenger RNA. RefSeq lists its product as uncharacterized. Bases 105 to 1436 code for a protein of 443 amino acids. The record is from RefSeq and is a predicted model, not a curated record. The transcript has 4 exons. Lineage: Eukaryota; Viridiplantae; Streptophyta; Magnoliopsida; Solanales; Solanaceae.
AGACACCGAAAAGAUCCUAUUUAUGAUCCGAUCCGAUUUAUGAUCCGUAACGCGUGUAUACUUGAAGGAUCCAACCACCACUUUCCAAUCGGGUCGAACUAGAAAUGAUGCUCCGGUUACUGAAGCACGGGAGAACUCCGGCGGGUCGCCUUUCCCGCCGAUGGAUGAGCAGCGGCAGUCAUAGCAAAACAACGGUGAUGAGCUUCGGUGACGGAAGCCAUGGAGCUUUGGGCCUUCCGUCGUCCAUCAUUGGUAUGGGCUCCGACGCUUACGAGCCUACUCCUAUACCGGGUCUCCCGCCGGACGUCGUUACCGUCGCCGCCGGUCACUUCCACUCCCUCGCCGUUACUUCUGAGGGACAUGUUUGGGCUUGGGGACGUAACAAUGAAGGCCAGCUUGGCCGUGAUCCUCUUUCUCCUAGAGAAACGUGGAAUGAACCAAAAAGAGUAGAAGGACUAAAUAAAGUAAGAGUUCAAGCCGCAUUUGCAUCAGGUGUCAUUUCUGCCGCCAUAGGAGAUGAUGGAUCUCUGUGGGUUUGGGGAAGUUCUAAGCGUGGGCAGCUUGGUCUUGGCCAAGGAAUCACCAACGCUGCAUUACCUUCGAAAAUUGAAACACUUUCUGGAGAAGAGAUUGUUAAGGUCUCAUUAGGUUGGGGACAUGCUCUUGCGCUAGCUAAGAAUGGGAAUUUGUUUGGCUGGGGAUACUAUGCAGAUGGUAGAAUCGGUAAGAUAGGAAGAGAGUUGGAGAUAUCUCCACUGGAAUCAAAUGGUACUAAACUUGGAUCAAGAGGAGAAUCUUCUGCAUUUGAAGCUGCUGAGAAGUUAGUCAUGGAAGCUAUCGAGAAGGAAAAGGAUAUGCCUAUAAUAUGGGAGCCCGGUUCAAUUGAGGAGCUACACGAGUUAAAAGUUGCAGAUGUAGCUUGCGGCCUUGAUCACUCUCUUGUCCUUUGCCGUGAUGGGACACUGUUUAGUGGUGGAAGCAAUGUGUAUGGCCAGUUAGGAAGAGCGAUAAAAGACUUGGGAAUGCAACCCGUUAAUAUAAACUUCCUUCCUCUCUCUAUAGCUUCGGGUCUUGGGCAUUCUUUGGCAGUUUGUAACGAUCCUUCAUCAGAAUCAACAGGAAAUGCAACCAGUGUUGUAUCAUGGGGAUGGAACAAAAGUUCUCAACUUGGGAGGGAAGGUCCAGACGACAUUCCUCAGGUUGUUGAAGGGCUGAUUGGUGAAUCACCUGUUUCUGUAUCAGGAGGACGAGCACAUUCCCUUGCUCUCACAACAAAGAAAGAGUUGUGGGCUUGGGGCUGCGGGAGGAACGGGAGGCUUGGUUUAGGCAGCUCUGCUGAUGAAGUGGAACCAAUGUUCGUUGAAUAUUUGGAAGGUUCUGAGGUUAUUCAAGCUGUUGCAGGUCUGGAUCAUAGUCUUGUUCUAGUUGGUGAAUAAAUCUUUGAUUUCUUAUU